CAAAGGAAAUGACUUAUCUUGACUUUUCUGUAUUUUGUGUUUUAAUAGUUAAUUGAAUUCCACCUUCGAUUAUCUUAAGAUAAUGAUUACUAAUUGACACCCUUUCGAGUAAUGAUAUAAACUAAUUGUGUAAUGAUCACCGUUAAUUUAGCUGCCCAAGGAGGGACUGAUACAAGGGAAUUAGCUCUCGUACAUUUGUGCACUCAGUUGUAUCACUUUAACGACGUUUGCUUUGAGCUUUUCUGGUUGACGCCUGCUUGUAAAGCUUUUGGUAUCAACUUAAUAAGCUCUGAAUGCGUAUUCAAACAAGAGAAGCCCUGCAACUGUCAAUCAGCUAAUCGACGUACUGUAGCCGUAACAAAGAACACAAAUAAGUUAGCCAUCUGCUUCGAAGACAUUUCAAGCAAUCCGCACAUCUGCGAAGGCAGAAGCACUCACCUAAAGGAAACACCAACAUCAUGUUUUACCAAGACCCUUUCCUGCUCUACCAACAACCGCCAUUUUGUCACGGUAGUUCGAGUGCAAGAAAUGCGCCAAGCCGUUCUUCUUUCAGGAUCGACGACAUUUUGGUCCCACGUCAACCUUUCCUUGUCCCUAAACAGCCAAGUUUUCAGGAGCUUAGAUCUUCUGUUCCAAACAACAACCCGUUAAAAUUUGGUAUGCACUCGAUUCUCACACAAAGGCAGCGAGAGGAAGUUCCAAUGUUUCAAGAUCCAAGUCCUGAAGUUUUAAGCCAACUGCCAGUGUACUUCCGCGUAAAGCCAACUUUGCGGACACCGAGUGGACGAAGAUGUCGCAAGUCGCGCACGGUUUUCACAGAUCUGCAGCUCCGUGUUUUAGAGAAAACAUUCGCGGAGCAAAAGUAUUUAGACACGUCGAACCGCGCAAAGCUUGCGCAAACGUUGGGAUUGAACGAGACGCAAGUAAAGACAUGGUUUCAAAACAGAAGGAUGAAGUGGAAGAAGGAAUCAGUUCCAGCAAAUAACCAAGAAUCCUCAACAAGUAGAAACGAAGACUCAAAUGCACCAGGAGACGAAAAAUCCGAUGAAAUCGUCACAGAGACCGGAAAAGCCUCCAUGGACAAAAAGGUAGAAUGAACAGCAAAGACAAAACUUGGAAUUAAACUUUGUAAAUAUCCGCGAGAAAUAUCAAUUUCAAUUCUAUUAGAGUCAAGACGGACAACUAUGAUAUUGGAAUUUAAUAUGUUUCUUACCGAAUCUCAUAACUAUGAAUUUAUCAAAAUUUAAAACCACGGAAGAAAGUCAAGGUAGCUGCUCACGCAGAAAUAUAAUUUUCCAAAACCAGGAACUUACAUGUAUAGCAUGGACAGUUUAUUUUGAAUGUACUUGUAACUAACUGAUGUAAAUAAUACCUUGUCCCGGUGUAAAAAUUUUGCAUGGUUCUAUUCUAUUUCGCGUCCGCCGCUUGUCUUUUCUCUUAAUUCUCAAUGAAAUAAUAUUAAGACAUGGGAAACAGGUAUUCCGAUCUUGACUGUUUCAAUUUUGACUUCAGCGAGGUCAAUACAGAGAUUAGAGAAGCUUGUGAGCA
Messenger RNA from Pocillopora damicornis (cauliflower coral), 1548 nucleotides. RefSeq names its product homeobox protein ceh-30. NCBI's taxonomy places the organism in Eukaryota, Metazoa, Cnidaria, Anthozoa, Scleractinia, Pocilloporidae. The record is from RefSeq and is a predicted model, not a curated record. Gene Ontology annotation, molecular function: DNA binding; DNA-binding transcription factor activity, RNA polymerase II-specific. Gene Ontology annotation, biological process: regulation of DNA-templated transcription.